CCUUAUUGUUCCUUUUUGCCUCCGAACGCGUGAAUCUUAUACUUCCCAAUUGUCCUUCUGAGUGUGGGACUUAGUCAUCUGUUCCAUUGAUUAGCCACCCUCAGGUCCCCCCAAAAUAAAAGAAAGUAUCUAGAUCCUCUUGUUGGUCUCGAUCAUCACCAUGGCUUUCAUGAAUACCACCUCCAGCAUUGCUAUGGCCCUUGCUGGCAAGACGGCCUCUGUCGAUAUCCCCAAGCCGCGCUCCGGUUUCACCCCGGGCGGUCGUGACUCCGCUCGUCCGGGGCAUCCUGCCAUGUUGCCUACUCCGCCCAACUCCAUUUCCCCCACUUUGCCUCCGCAGGGCUUCAGACGCCAGGGCGCUAAUCACCCUGGAUACUCCCCGCUGAGCUCCUCGCAUGUGGAGUCCGAUGUUGAGCUCGGAGAUGCCGCCGAUCAUACGAACAACUCGAAUGAAGCUCGUCCGUCGGCUCAUGAUCUAGAUAGCACCGGGGCUAUCACGCCCGGCAUGUUGGCCAAGUGCCAUCUCCCGGAAAUCAUGCUGCAGCAUGGCCCUCUGGCUAUUCGCCACCUGAUGGGUUAUUUGACUACUAGUGUCCCUGGAUUCUCAGGCAUCCCGCCUGCCAAAGCCCGCAGGCUGGUGGUCGCUGCGCUGGAAGGCCGAGGGAGCGAAGACAAGAGUGGCGGCCGUGAUGGUGAUGUUAUCUUCGAAAAGGUCGGCUGGGGACGCUGGGAUGCUCGCCGUCGUGGUGAGCCUUUGCGGGAUGCGCAACACCUCAACGUGUCGCCACCCGCCAGUAUCUCCAACUCUUUCCCGCAACGGGGAAUGCAGAUCCCUACGAAGCGGGGAAGCGUUCAGCCCUAUGGCAGUAGCGUUACUGGCGACUCCGCUGUCUUCUCUUACUCGGAGAUGGACUACGGUGGACAUGAUAUCAGCAUGCUGGAACAUGAGGCUGACAAGAUGUCACUCGACGGAAACGAGCGCGAGUACUGCUCGUCGUCUGAGGCCCCGGACGACGAGAUGCAGGACGAAGACUGGGGCGAAGAAGACAUCACAGACGAGGAAGAUUGGGCACAGAUAGGUGCUGAUGCGCUUCGCGCACGAUCAUUGAACGCCUCGGGAGGCUUCGUGAAUGGGACACAUAAUUCGCCACAGCUGCGCGGCGGAGGACCUGCUGCGUCGUCGCUAGCGAAGUCUGCACCGCGCAGAUUACCGGUUCAACAACACGGCUUUACCCUCCCGGAGGGUGUCAUGGGUGACCGGGAGGAGCGUGCUGCAGUCGAGGCGCUCCUCCGACUCGGAUCAAUGUAAUCAUAUAUAUACUUUUGGCAGGCGUUUGUCAAGAACAUCUUGUGUUCUUGCAACCCUGCA
Aspergillus costaricaensis CBS 115574 is the source of this 1369-nucleotide messenger RNA. RefSeq lists its product as uncharacterized. The record is from RefSeq and is a predicted model, not a curated record. Gene Ontology annotation, molecular function: sequence-specific DNA binding. The transcript has 2 exons. Gene Ontology annotation, biological process: positive regulation of transcription from RNA polymerase II promoter by glucose. Gene Ontology annotation, cellular component: nucleus. Bases 161 to 1309 code for a protein of 382 amino acids. Lineage: Eukaryota; Fungi; Ascomycota; Eurotiomycetes; Eurotiales; Aspergillaceae.